CCCGGUGCGCAUUGCGCUCGUGUUCGCGCUCUCGCGUGGACGCACGGCGUCGCUCCUGGCCACGUUAUUCCAUAUUAUAUAUAUUUUUUUUCCAAAAAAAAAAAAAAACAACGAAUUUUAAUUCCGGGAGUCUGGUCAUUGACCCUCGGCGCCCCGUAAGAUGUUCCAGCUGCCCGCCGACAGCAGCAGCAGCAGCAGCGGUGUCCCCUCGACGGGCGCAGCGAGCGGGGACGGCGACAUCCCGCCAGCCGAGGUAGGCGGCGGGAGGCGGGCGCCGGCCGCGGCGCAGCCUGACGAGCACCGGGGAGGCCCGAUGGCGGAGGCCCGGGGAGGCCCGAUGGCGGAGGCCAGGGACGAGCCGCUGGCGGCGGCCAGGGAUGGACCGGUGAUCCCGGUGGCGGCGGCGGCCAGGGGAGGCCGGAUGGUGACGGCCCGGGAAGGCCGGAUGGCGGAGGCUAGGGGAGGAGGCCCGGUGGCGGCGGCCAGGGGCGGCCCGAUGGCGGCGGCGGCGGCGGCCAGGGACGCCCGGAUGGCCGAGGUAGCUCGACUUUUGGGGGAACCAUUGGAAGAAGAAGCUCCCGAGAGCAGACCCCGGUCUCGAUCCGGGAACGCCGGGGCGCUGGCUGCGCUGCCCUAUCUCCGCCUCCGACACCCCCUUAGCGUGCUAGGCAUCAAUUACCAGCAGUUCCUUCGCCAUUACCUGGAGAAUUACCCGAUCGCUCCCGGCAGGAUCCAGGAGCUGGAAGAACGCCGGCGGAGAUUUGUGGAAGCGUGCCGGGCCCGGGAGGCCGCGUUCGAUGCCGAGUAUCAUCGAAAUCCUCAGCGGGUGGACUUCGACAUUUUAACGUUUACCAUAGCCCUGACCGCCUCCGAAGUGAUCAAUCCCCUGAUCGAAGAACUUGGGUGCGAUAAGUUUAUCAAUAGGGAGUAGCUCCCGGGACGCCACCAACCGCUCCGAGAAAAACCUCUGCUUUCAAGUCAAAUCCAUCCUGCAACUUGGGUUUGGUGUUCCUUUUGGUUGUUUUUUUUUUUAAGUCUAGAGUGAGGGCCCCAGAUGGAGAAAAACAACAUCA
Messenger RNA from Dipodomys ordii (Ord's kangaroo rat), 1073 nucleotides. It is a transcript of the gene Eid2, whose product is annotated as EP300 interacting inhibitor of differentiation 2. Gene Ontology annotation, biological process: negative regulation of DNA-templated transcription. Bases 161 to 931 code for a protein of 256 amino acids. The transcript has a single exon. The record is from RefSeq and is a predicted model, not a curated record. NCBI's taxonomy places the organism in Eukaryota, Metazoa, Chordata, Mammalia, Rodentia, Heteromyidae. Gene Ontology annotation, cellular component: nucleoplasm. Gene Ontology annotation, molecular function: transcription corepressor activity.